Cylindrotheca closterium is the source of this 855-nucleotide messenger RNA. The record is from the annotation of a GenBank genome assembly. Lineage: Eukaryota; Bacillariophyta; Bacillariophyceae; Bacillariales; Bacillariaceae.
AUGAAGCUCUCAUCAUUCCAAUUAACACUCUCAGUACUCCUUGCAUCCGCAGUCGUGACCGCCAAGGUCCAAGACGACGAAGCUUCCCGCCCAGCUGCUGCUUUUGAUUUGCAACAAGACCGCGAGUUGCAAGUUUCCGUUGACGAUCCCAACGAUUAUUUCAAUUUCUACAGCGACGCUGAUGAUUGGGCCCGAUGCAACAUUGCCAACGUGAGCGAUGGUUGUCUUCCCACCGUCAGCAUCGAAGAAGCUGCCUGCCGUGCCGAACUCAUUGUCUGGGGCCGCAUCAUUGAUGAAAACAGCAAUGGAGAUCGCAAGAUUGGUGUCAAUUGGCGAUCUUAUAUCUUUGACGAACCCAAAUUGACAGUGGCCAAGUGGGGUGCUGGAUUGGACAAUUCGCGCGAGGCGAAUACCACCUUUUCUCAAGACAGUGGUCAAUUCCAUACCUGGGUGAGCGGAUUCAGCACGGAUGGAUGUGGCACUCGGCCACCCUUGGAUGGAGAUUCGGCCUACUUCUUUUUGGAAGGUCUUCCGGAAAAUGAAGGCGUGGAAAUCACCUUUGACAGUUUGAGAGAUUUGAAUGUGAACUUUCGAUUGGUGACCACUGCCUUUGGAUCUGGAAUUGCGUAUGGAGAAGAUUGGAAGUACAUUCAAAAGUACCGAUUUGGAACUCAAGGUUGCGACAGGGUUGCCUGUUGCUACAAACCAGAUUGUGCUUCCUGUUCCGAGUUUGAUGUAAGCGAUUGUGAACACACUACGUAUGUCGAACCCAGUGGUACGGCAAGCAUUGGAUUCUCCUCUUCGGUAGUACUCCUUGCCCUUGGUGUGAUGUUCUGGUCCUUGAUCAUCGUUUAG